This is a messenger RNA of Carassius auratus (goldfish), 5610 nucleotides long. Its product is annotated as wings apart-like protein homolog. NCBI's taxonomy places the organism in Eukaryota, Metazoa, Chordata, Actinopteri, Cypriniformes, Cyprinidae. The transcript has 19 exons. The record is from RefSeq and is a predicted model, not a curated record. The coding region runs from base 1 to 3465 and encodes 1154 amino acids.
AUGACGUCCAGAUUUAGUAAAACAUAUACACGGAAGGGAGGAGAGGCCAGCUCGAAGUUUGAUGAGGUGUUUUCUAAUAAGAAAGCUACGCUUAGCACCAAAUGGGGAGAGACCACCUAUAAGGCACAGUUGGGGGUCAAACGGCCCUCGUUCAAGCCAGAGGUUCCUGAGCUGACUAAACGACCCCGCUUUGAUGAUGACGACAGCUCAGAGGACCCCUUUGGCUUUGAUAGUGAUGAAGAAUCCAAAACGGUCACAUUCAGAGGUACUCCACAAUCUGAGACGGGCUCCGAUGCAGCAGGAUCCGGGAACGAGCAGCUGAAGGCCCAGGCAGAAAAGCCCAGUCACGGCACAGCGGUGACUGCUGUGGGUACUUCCACCUUGGGCAGCAGCCCAAACAUCAGCACCGGGGUGGUUGGUAUUAAUAACCCAGCUACAACAUUUCCAACCUCAUCGCAUGGCAGUGCAGGAGCCUGGAGCAGAUCCAGUGCCACAGUAAGCAAACCAGUCUCCCAGAUCUCCAGCUUAAAAACCCACAGUAGAACCAUCUCUGACUGGGACUCUUUCGGGGAGGACUCUCCUCCAGGGGCCGGCGAGGGGAGUUCUACCCAGGGUGGAAACUCUUCAGAUGGGCUCAAGAGCUCAGAACAGUGCCCUGAUGAACCUGAACCUCCAGUGGAACCUGUUGACUUUGAGCAGCUUCCGCUUCUUAAACCAUCCAGCGACAGAGUGUACCGACGGCCACGGAAUAAAGAGACGGAUAGUUCUGGAGCCGGUGAUGCACCAGUUCCUGCUGUGACUUCAACACCAGCCUCUGCGCUGGUGAAGAGUGCCCCUGCAGGGGUUGCUGGGAGUUCAGAGGUCAAGCCCGCAGGUCGGGGCCGGGUGAGGGACUACACGGUUCUUCACCCGUCCUGUGUGUCCGUGUGUAACGUGACUAUCCAGGAUUCAGUAGAAAGGAGCGUGGAUGAUUUUGCCAGCCCAGUGCAAGCUGACAUAGGAGAGGCAGGAACCUUCCGGAGGAAAUCCGACACACAACCUUCCAAACCUACGAGGUUCAGACCUGCUCAAGGUAAAAGUAAAAAGGAGACAAAACUGGAGUUUUUUGGCUUUGAGGAGAAUGAGGCUCAGGACGCAGAUGGAGACGCCACUGCAUCCGGCAGCACCAGCUACAAGAUCAAAUACUUUGGUUUUGACGACCUGAGUGAGAGUGAUAGUGAGGAUGAAGACGACUUAGCUGCUAAAGAGAAAAAGAGGAAUAAGAAAGCAGAGACGGAAGCUUUGACAAGCAGCGUGGGCAGUCCCCAGAUCAACGACUCGCAAGAGAGUCAACAGAGUCAAAGCAGCCUAAGUACAGAUUCUCAGGAGUCGCUGGAUGAGACAGGAGAUACAGGCUCACAGAAGGAACGACAUGGAAAGCAAAGCGACAGAUCAAAGGAGAUCGAACGCAAGAUCUUCAGCAGGCCAAAAAAAUCUCCUGCUAAAGCCGUUUAUAACGCUCGUCACUGGAAUCAACCCGAGCCGGAGGAAGUGCCGCCUUCUGCUUCCUCUCAUACUGUGGCUGUACCUAAGGCCAGUGUGUCCAGCAGCAGCAAAGACACAAACUCUCAUAAAGAUGAUGGAGUGUUUAAAGCUCCACCCCCUCCACCCAAAGUCAUUAAGUCUGUCACUAUCCCCACUGAGCCAUACCAGGACAUCGUCACUGCACUAAAAUGCAGGACGGAGCACAAGGAGUUGUACACGGUGGUCCAACAUGUGAAGCACUUUAAUGACGUAGUGGAGUUUGGGGAGAAUCAGGAGUUCACUGAUGACUUUGAUUAUCUGGAGACGGGCUUGAAGAGCACACAACCCCUCAACACACGCUGCCUUAGUAUAAUCAGUCUGGCCACACGCUGUGCCAUGCCCAGCUUCCGCAUGCACCUGAGGGCCAGAGGGAAGGUGGCCCAGGUCUUUAAGAUGCUCAGUGAUGCCCAACAACACCCGAACCUGGCUCUUUGCACAGCAUCUCUAAUGUACAUACUGAGCCGAGACCGGCUAAAUAUGGACCUGGACCGGUCCUGUCUGGAGCUGAUGAUCAGGCUGCUGGAACUAGAGCAGGAUGACUCCGUAGCAGACCAGUUAACAGCUAAAGAGAUGAGCCGGGUUAAACAGAAGAUCCGCAAACUCUGCGAAACAGUCCACAACAAACAUCUGGACCUAGAAAACAUCACAACUGGACACUUAGCGAUGGAGACAUUACUGUCACUGACAUCGAAGCGAGCCGGAGACUGGUUUAAGGAGGAACUGCGGUUACUUGGGGGUCUGGACCACAUUGUAGAUAAAGUGAAAGAGUGUGUUGAGAACUUGAGUAGAGAAGAAGAUAAAGAGAGUCUGGUGGCGUCACUUUGGGGAGCAGAGCGCUGUUUACGAGUUCUGGAGAGUGUGACAGUCCAUAAUCCUGAGAACCAGACUUAUCUGAUCGCCUACAAGGAGUCCCAGCUCAUCGUAUCCUCAGCAAGGGCCCUGCGGCAUUGUGAGCAGAUGAUACAGCGCUACAGCCGAGAGGUCUCUUCACCGAGCUCCGCCCUCCUGCAGAGUAGUCAUAGCAACGUGGGCAAGGCCGUGGAGGAUUGUAUGAGAGCUGUUAUCGGAGUUCUGCUCAACCUCACACAUGAUAACGAGUGGGGCAGCACUAAAACAGGUGAGCAGGAUGGCCUCAUACAGACAGCUCUGGACUCUGUUCUGAAGGUCCCACGCUAUUUGCCUCAGGAGCAGAGAUUCGACAUCCGUGUCCUGGGUCUGGGUCUGCUGAUUAAUCUGGUGGAGUACAGUGCCAGAAACAGACACUGUCUGGUGGAAAUGGACCUGGACUUUAGCUACAUGAUCAAGAUGGAGGUACACGUGAAGUCGGAGAAUGACGUGAAAACAGAAGGAGAGGAGGAGAGUAAGGCGGACGGACCAAAAACGAAUAAAACCGAGUGCGAGAAGGGACCCGCGACAGUAAAGUCAUCAAACGCGCUGGCUGCUCUAGUUCAGCUCUUUCUUGAACGGGAACAAGCAGCAGUGCUAGCUGAGGCACAGACUGAUGACCUCAUAAGUGAGGCGCCCAAAUCUCAGGCAGACCAGAGUGGGGAGUGGAAAGAAACAUCUGGAGAGAUCCAGUGGGUGGCCUCGGAAACCAACGACACAAAUGACAAGAAAGAAGAGGAGGAAGAGGAGCUUGACCUCAAUAAAGCUCUGCAGCAUGCUGGGAAACACAUGGAGGACAGCAUUGUGGCAUCAUACUCCGCUCUUCUUCUUGGGUGUUUAUGUCAGGAGAGUCCGAUGAAUGUGAAAAUCGUACGGGAAAACCUUCCCAAAGGAGAUUUCUCUAUCAUGACUGAAAUGCUGAAGAAAUUCCUUAAUUUCAUGAACCUGACGUGUUCUGUCGGAACCACGGGACAGAAAUCUAUUUCACGGGUGAUUGAUUAUUUGGAGCACUGUUAGCAGAGGUGUCGUAUUUCCACCUCUUCUGUGGGUUAAAUCUGGACCUGGCCACGUGCCUUAGGCCCUUCAGGACUAGAAACAACAGAUCCGGUGGUAAAGGUGGUUAAGUGUCGCUACAGUCACCUGAGUGGCUCACUGCAGAGACUUUCAUGUUCUGUUUUUUUUCCUCUUUCUUUUCGCUUGUUUUUACAUUGUGUGUUUUUCAAAUGCUGUCUCUUUCUCUCAUACUCACACACGUACACACACUCGGCUGUGUUUGCUUAAUAUUUGGGUUUUGAAGCCCUGAUUCUCAUGUAAAAAACAAACAUGAUUUUAAGAUGGUUGUCCUUGUUUGUAGUGUAAAGAUUUACACUAAACCUAGUAACUUAUUGAUAUUUCAAACACUGAGGGCUGAGGCUUUGUUCACACUGCAUGCAAAUCCGCUUUGCUUUUCAAAUCUGAGUUUUAGGCCAGGCUGUUUACACAUGUAAGAGAAUUUAUUACACCGUAACAAGAGUUGUAGAAACUGGUAACUUUGCCUCUGCUCAUGACAUGACACAAGCAUCGAGAGGCAUUUUGUGUGUUCAGGAAUAUAUCCUAAAAUAUUAUUUUUCAUGUUUUUAAAAGAAGUCCCUUAUGCUCACCAAGGCUGCAUUUAUUUGGUCAGAAAAACGGUAAUAUUAUUAGAAUUAAAAAUAAGUGUGUUCUAUAUGAAUACAUUUAAAGAUAUAGUUUAUUCUUGUGAUGGCAAAGGUGAAUUGUCAACAGUAACUGUCUUUUUAAUUGAAUGCAUCCUUGCUGAAUAAAAUAAUUAUAUUUUAUAUAUAUAUAUAUAUAUAUAUAUAUAUAUAUAUAUAUAUAUAUAUAUAUAUAUAAAGGAAUUAUACUGGAGUCUGGUCCCAAAUUUUGAACCGAAUUGUACAUGUUGUUUGCUGUUGAAAGUAGACUCUAAAAAUAAUAAUAAUAAUAAAGCUAAUUGAGUCCGAUGUGCAAAAAAAUAAAAAUAGAAUAAUGAUUUUGCUGCCAGUCUGAAGAAAGCCUAAGAUGCCUAACGAACCAAAGACAAAGACCUUGUGAACAUGACACCGUGGAUUCCUGUAGGGAUUCUUGUAGUCCUGCUCACAAAGUGUUUAAUGAUUAUGAGAUGUUUAAUGUUCAUAUAUCAAACGUUUCUUUCACAUUUAUACUGAAACCAAGCUAUUAUGUUUGAUUUCUGUAAAAACUACACACUAAACAAAAUGUUUUGGUGAUUUUUAUCUGGAUCUCAAGGGAAGAAUUGUAGGGGGCUCUGGCAUAUUUUCAUUGCUUCUUUGAUCUUCCAGUGGCGUCUGCAGUUUAAAUACUUCUCUGUGUGAAGAAUCACCAUCUUACAUUACCCUUGGAAAAAAGUUUUUUUUUUUUUAAUUCAUAAUGUUUCUUUGAUUAGUUUUGGAGACUGUGCUGUGAGAGCUCCAUUUCAAUGUAAAAAAAAAACAACAACAAAAAAAAAACGGUACUUAAAAAUGCUUUUCAAGUGUUUUAGUGCGUUCAUGACUCAAAUCAAAAUGCUCAUCCUUUGUUAAUUUAAUUAUGAUCUAAAUAGCAUGGAAUUGAGAUUUAUUGUUUUAUAAUUUUAUGAAUUAUUUUCUUUAUCUUUUGAUGUGAUUUCAGAAUUUUUUUUCUUAAUUAUGUUUCAGACAUUUUUAAUUCCAUCCUGUGUAUGUCUGCAGAAUGGCUGGAAGCUGCUGAAAGGUCUUCAAGAAAAAAAAAAAAAAACUAAACAAAAGACAGUGCAUACUUUUUCAGACCGAACUAAGCAAAAGUGUCUUCUAUUCCUGUCAGAUCUUUGCUGAAGCAGAGCCAUAUGUAGUAAAGCUUGUUCUAUUUUGUAAAACUGAAGCAAGUUUUACGAUAAGUUAAUUUACAGAUCUGAAUUAAUUUUUCUUUCAAUUGUACAUAUUUCUGUACAUAUUUGAUGUUAGACUGCUAGACUACUUUCACCAACUUUUCUUCGUUUUAUACGUUCCCCCCUUAUUGCAUUAUUUUAGAUAAAUUUUAAAUUACAAUUACAAGAAAUAUAUAAAUAUUAUAUAUAUAUUAAUGGAAACGAUUUGUACCAUUUUCCAGGAUGUUGUCUUUGGUUACAAUGUAAAUAAUUUGACCUUGAAUAAAUACUUGCUACUUUCA